Messenger RNA from Porites lobata, 7832 nucleotides. Lineage: Eukaryota; Metazoa; Cnidaria; Anthozoa; Scleractinia; Poritidae. The record is from the annotation of a GenBank genome assembly.
AUGAAAAUCAUUGCUUUUUUGCAGAAACGUGUCAAGUUACCAUUGGUAAACCUCAAUCAACACAUAACCUGCAAAUUGUGCAAUGGAUAUCUUAUUGAUGCAGCAACCAUAACAGAAUGUCUGCACACUUGUAAGUCUACGAAUUUACAUGAAUUUCCUAUUGACGUAGUAUGACGGAUAGACUAGGGAAUAUUGGCUAGAGAUAGUAGCUGUAGAUUCUGUGAACAUAAACUAGGACUUCACAGUUUCUCAAAAGUGGCAAAGCACUCACUCACUCACUUAACCUCCUCAUCCCAGCUGGGACAAAAGGCCACAAUAAAACCUCGACACUUUUAGCCUAUCCUGAGCUUUGGCCUGCGUUUCGCUCCAUGUUACACCCAUCUCCUCCAGCUCAAUCCUGAUCAUCACUGUUCUCCACCAGGUGGAUUUAAUUGGCUGACACCUCUUUUCCUCCUCUCAUUUGGAGUCCAUCUCAUGGCUGCAACUUUGAAUUAUCAGUGGGCGCUAAAGUCGAGGGCAGCACUUGAAAUCCUACUUGUCCCAGACUACUGGAUAAGACUUUUUUUUUUUGCCCCAAAUCAUGUCAUUAUUAUCAUAAUAUUAUGUCCAAAGCAAUAAUUAAAACAUUCAUCAGAGCAGUGUUGGGCAUUUAACUCUUGAAUCAAGGGGUUGGGGCACUUUGUAGUGAAUACAUUGUAUUAAGGUACCAUCCUACCUUCAGAACCGUCUUCAUGCAGAUUGCUCUAAAGUGCUUCUAGCCCUACACGCUGUACCAUUUCUGAAAGCUUAAUGGUUGUAGAUCAUACGGCUAAUUUCUUUUGAAAAACGAAAAUGCUAAUGCAUUUCAGAAAUAACGAGCUUUCUGCAAAAGCACAUGUCUCUGUAAAUUUAUAAGUCCCCAAAGUCUCUGCAGAAUAACAUUUUUUCAAAAAAUUAUGAAUAUUGUUAUCAUGGAUACCUUAAUUAUCCUGUGCCAAUAUUCCUCAGUACAGUCCAAUCCAGUAUUGAGAUCAAUAACAUGUUUUGAUCUAUUCUUAAAUAUUUUGUCUUACAUUUUAUUUUGUUAGUUUGUAAGAGCUGCCUUGUGAGACAUAUUGAACUUGUUAAUCGAUGUCCAGCAUGCAACACUGUUAUUCAUGAGACACAACCACUUUACAAUAUCAGGUAAAAAUUAAUAUUAAUUUUAAGUAAGUUGUAUUUUCCACUGGCUGAGGUACAAAAUAAGUGGAAAAUGUUUUCUCGCACACCGCAGAGAGCUGGGCCCAAGGGGUUAUUUUGAGUCACGUGCUCAUUGUUGUUUGUCAGUUGCUUUUUUGCUGUCUUCUGUUGCUGAUGGAAAUUUCAGAGCAUGAUAGUUUUUUCGAGGCUUUAUCGCCUAUAUCAUUUGUUGUUUGUUGUGCUGUACCAUGAGUGCAAAGACGAUUAGGUCAAAGUCUCAGUCCGGAGCAAUUCUUAUUUUUUACGACUGUAGCGAAACCCUUCUCCAGUAUUAAUAUUGAUAAAUAUUCCCCCAGGUGAUCAGGGAGACAAUGAUCUUGAGACUAGUCUACAUUGUUCUUUCAACCAGAGGCUGCUCACCUCAGAGACCUGCUGUGGUUAUUAGUAUGACCGGACACGAAAAUCAUUGUCUCCUGAUCACUUGUGAUUUUGCAAUGAUUGCAAAGUGUCUUGAGAGCUUUACCAGUAGCUUUAGAGGUUUUGGCAUUGUCAGGUACAAUCAAAACUGGUGUGCCUCAUCUUCCUGUUGAUGAUCUUAGCAGAACCCACCAGGUGGGAUCCCGCAAUCUCACAUUUCAGUUUUGGAAAAAAUCUAUUUACUGGGUAUUCUGGACUUUAAAUUCUCUAUUCAUAUGUUUCUCCUAUGGUUAUGGUUAUAUUAUACUAGAAAUGAUGUGAAUCACAUUCUCUUCACAGACUUGACAGAACUAUGCAAGAUAUUGUUUACAAGCUCCUUCCAAGGAUUGAAAGGGGUGAGCUAGCAUUAAGAGUAACAUGGUUAAUAUUAAUCAUUUUCAAAACUGAUUCAAGACAUUGCCUGAAAUAUCUCACAUGAAGUGAUCCUAUUAGUUUCUGUAACUGUUUCUGAUUACAUGUAGAUGAUACAAUUAAUUGAACCUUUCACUUUUACCCCAAGUUUGGUCAAUGUUAUUUGGACUGAACCCAGAAUUUAAGUAAACCCAGCUACUUAUAUAACUUUGUUGAUUAGUGCAUCCUGUUUCUUUGAUUUCAGAGGAAAGGCGCAGAGAACGCAAGUUCUACAAAGAUAGGCAGAUACCAUAUCCAACCCCCAGAGGUAUUUCCGCUGAUUUUAAGAAAUGAUAAUAUUAUUAUCUGCCCAGCUUGCAGUUCUAUAAUAGUCCAUUUUCGAGUUCACUAUGACCGCUGAAUUAAAGAAGUGAAGAUGCAUUUUUUACAGCCUUAGCCUCAAUCUGAAGUAAUAUAUUCACAAAGUCCAACAAGAAAAAGACCUGUUUAUUACUCUGUCCAUUGUGUAUAUUCAAAUAAUAUUAUUUCAAACACUUACUUGCCAGAAUUUCUGAAUAUUUUACUUUACGUCAAGGCUAACCCUGUAUGAAUGUGUUGUUAAUUUUUGUAUUCAGCCGUAAUUUUUAAUUUGAAAGUGGACUAUUGUCAGUGCUUAAAAUAAUUAUAAAAUCUAUAUUUUUUUCUGUCUGUUGGGUCUGGCCCAGCUCCAACUACAUGCAUUUCCAUUUAAUUGCUAUAAUGUGGGAUCAAGAAAAUGUUCUAUAAAGUGCAAUUUAAAUUUGUUGUUUUUGCUCCUUUACAUUUACAUCACUAUCUGUAGUCAUUUUUUGUACCAUUUCUAUGGCUCUCGUGUCCAUCGCAUAUAACGCAGAAAGGAAUUAUGUAACAAACAGAAGGUGGUGUCAAGAAAUAAUACUUGUUAAUUAUUGAUAGUUCUGUUUUUUAUUGUUUGUUUGUCUUUUUUCUGUUGUAGCUUGUCAGACUUCAUCUGUACCAGGACCAUCAAAUGCCAUCAAGAAACAAACAGCAUCAUUACCCAAAAAAAUAAGCAAACCAAAAGUAACAAAAAACUAUCAUAGAACAGAUGAACAAAUCUCUCUUCAACUUGAGACAUUUAGGUUAGUGAAAUAAUUGAUAAAUUAAUUUGGAAUUAAACCCUGCCUUUUAAUAGUUGUGAGGUGGAGGCUGUGUGGUAGAGUGGUUAACACCUCAAACUCUGGAUCUGGAGAUCUGGGAUUCAAGCCUCACCUGUCCCCUUGUUUCCUUAGACAAGGAACUCUACUCCACCUUGUCUCUCUUCACCCAGAUGUAUAAAUGAGUAUCAGUGGCAUACUGCUGGGGGGGUACCCUGUGAUGGACUAGCAUUCCGUCCAGGGGGAAGUAGCUAUACUCCAAGGCAGCUUCAUGCUAAGGAAAUCUGAAUAAGCUCCUGCUGUUUGGGCCUUUGACUCGUGUGCGCCUUUUACCUUACUUUUUUACCUUAGUUGCGAAAUGAAGUGAUACACCUGUAUAGAUUAUUUAACUAGGCCUUAAGAGAGCAUGAAACUGUCUUGAAGAUAACAUUGUUUCCAUAAAUGAAUACCUGGAAAAGAUGUAACAAAAUAAUAUACACCAAAAGCUUCUGCAAGAUGUUCACUUCUUUUUUUGACCAAAUAGAAUGUUAUCAGACAGUGUAAUAGCAAGUUUGCCCAGGGGUGGUUUUUACAAUAAACUGGGGUUCCACUGUAUCAUGUACUAUAAAUCGAGUUCAAGGUAUGUACUGUGAGUUACAGACCAAGUUUUUUUGCCAUUGAUUUAUGGCCUCUGUGUGAAGUGCAUUAACCGUCAAUCAAUGGGGAAAAUGAGGAUCUGUAACGUUAAGUAUGGACUGAGAGUAUGAGGCUAGUAAAAAAAUUGUUUUAUCUCAGAGGUUAAUUGGCAUGUGGGAAAGGGAACAUGUUAGGGCAGUAUACUGAAAUAUGGCCAGCAACAUUCACCAAUCACAGUGCAUGUACUUACUAGGAGAUAUUAUAUGCGUAAUAAACAUCUACUGAUAAAUUAACUGAAUCAGAUGUUUAACUUCAGUCCUCCUGUCUGAAUACAUCACCCAGACAUAUAUUUUAAGAAGAGGCUUAAUAAAAUAUUAGGUUUCAAUUAGAUUAUUGCAUUAUACAGUAUAUCUUACAUGCCAGUUGUAAAUUGUCCAUGUAAUUAGCACUGUUUUGUGGACUUUUUUUCUGGAAUUAUCUAGCCAGCUUAGCCAGUGCGCACUCGCGUGGCAUUGCUUGCUUGUAGGCUCGAAAAUAGCGCUAUAUAAAUCAAGUGUAAUGUAAUGUAUAAAUAAAUAAAUAAAUAGAUAUUACUAUUACUAACUAUAACUAACUUCAUUUCUAUGUGGCUGGAUGAUAAUGUUAUUGUUUACUUGUUAAAAUUGCAGAGAUGGAAGUGGUGGCCCAGCAAAAAUACAGGUAAAUGUUAACGUUGUUUCUUUUUUAGUUUUGAAAUAGGUCAAUGAGAAGCCAUUGGAGUCUCAUAAAGUCACUUGUAUGCAAUAUUGAAUAAAUCAGUAUUGACGAAAGUUGAAAUAGAGCGGUUUUCACUUGACUGUCGAAAGGGAUUGGUUUUGGUUUUGGUUUUGGUUUUACUACGCCCUUUGGUUGGCUAGUGUAUUUACUUUGGGUUUGGUUUUACGACAGUCAAGUGAAAACCGCUCUAAAAGCCCAAUUGAUGCACUCUGGCUGCACUUAUUUGCACCACAAAUGUAUCUGUGUUGUUGUUAGUCGUUUUUGAAUGGUUCGCUACUCUCAAGAGGGUAGGGAGGGGGUUCAGAACGUAAAGAAUGUUAUUUUAAAAAUGGGUAUGCAGCGUGUAGGGAAUAUGGGAGUGAACUUUAUAUUUAUUGGUUGAUUGACUGAUUGAUUGAUUGUUUGAUUGAUUGAUUGAUUAAUUGGUUGAUUGACUGACUGAUUGAUUAAUUAAUUGAUUGAUUGCAGCCACUUCAGAAGAAAUAUAUGAGACUCUCUACACAAGUCACCAUUGGCUUAAUACAAAGAUUUUUGGCAGCUAAACUACACUUGGAAUCUGCGAACAUGGUAAAAAGAUUGCAGUUUAGUUUGUCUCUUUUAAACCUAAAUCGCUGCUCGUAUAUAAGAUGCUUCGCGCCAAAAGUGAAACGCGCCCACCUGAAGCCGAAACACGCUUGUAUUACUUCGUUUUCACUCGUACUCUAGACCGUUUCAUUUUACCAGUGCUCGCAUUCAUGGCCAACGCAAAAUACGGCUUUUUUGCUGUCUACAUAUACAUCUGUCGCCAGAAAUGGUUACGGUGGAAAACAUACAAACAGUCACAUUCUUGGAAACCAAGAUAAGAUAGAUAGUGAAGCAAGAGAAAAUUUCUACGAGCAGAGGGUAAGAAAUGGGUGCUGUCGAGUUUUUUCCCUUUUGUUACUAUUCCUCGCCUCACUAUAAAUUCGUGUCUGGCUUUAUGAGGAUGAAAAACGCAUGAUUUUUACUCUGUGUAUGGAUUGCAACUUGCAGUCCGCCUUCGAAUCCGUCGACUUCUCUUCCGUGGGCAUCAGUACACCCUCGUUUAUCGCGGCUUUCGUGGGCAUACGCCCUCGUUUAUCGCGGCUCGCGGCUGAAGAGAUUACGCACAGUUUACUCUGUUCAGUAUUUACACGCCAACUUAAUUAGCUAGACGAGUCUUCUGAUCGGAUAGUGUGGUUAUUAGUUGUCCUUGAUCACAUUGUUCGUUGUACAACUGAUUGAAAAAACGUUGUCGCUUGAAAAAAGAUUUGCAUCUGCACGAGCAGCUCGUGAUAAUGAAGAGUUUUGUCGAAAGAACUUUGAAUUCGCUUUUCUUAUGAACGUACAGUCAACUCUCGCCAAGACGGACACCUUUGGGACCGACACUAAGUGUCCGUUUUAGAGAGGUGUCCGUCUUAUAAAGAGUCAAAUAAAGGGAGUAAGGAAAGGCAGGGACCAAAUCUAGGUGUCCGUUUUACAGAGGUGUCCGUCUUAUAGAGGUGUCCGUUAAGAGAGACUCGACUGUAUACCCAUAUCGCUCAUGGUUUAUACUCUUUAAGCGACAACGUUUUUUCAAUCAGGUAUAUUAUUUAGUGUAACUCGCACACUCGUUAAUGACGUAUCCUCUGUUAGGUUGGUAUCCUGUUUGACAAAACGGAAAUGGGGAAAGAUUUAACGCUAAAAUACAUCAGCGAAAAUCUCUGCACCCAAGAGGUAUGGUUAUUUUUCUUUUUUAACUAAAUGUUUGCUGACCAUUAGUCUCCUAUGCUGCCCUUCAUGAGGGGCUUAAAGAUCCGACGACGUUGACAACGCCGCUUAAAAACUGAAUUCCGAUUUUUUUAAUCUUCAUCGCGAUGUUUCCAUCCCACUUACUUUCCACUGGAAUUGAAUUUUUAACAUCACUUUUGAGAAUAUAUGUUGAACAGCAUACGAAACGUCAAGUUUAUAAAAAUGCGAAAACUCGCAAUGUUUAUCACCGCUGUUUGUGUUUAAUUUUUGAUCAAACUAAGAUGGCCUAAGAAGAACAAGAGUCUCUAUGAUACCAUAUCCAAGUUCAGAAAGAGUAGGAAAAUUUCCUCUUCGCUUGUUUACGUCUUCCAUAUAACGUGAAGUUAGGCAUCGUUUCACGUGCAGUGACGGUAAAGAAAUUACCCAGGGUGCCCGAGGUUUUUUCAUCCUAGGUCUGAGAAUAUUGCUGUUUUAAUUUAGGUCAAUUUCUUGCUGUAGUCAUAGCUUUGUGCCUUAACCCAAACACAAAAUGCUCCUGUAGCAUUAUGAUGUCAAACAAAUUUCACCAGGGAGAAUCAGCCAUAAUAAUUAAUUGUUUUGUGAUUAGUAUUAACCCUUUAAGCCCCAGUAUCCACGAACAAAUUCUCCAAACUCGUCUCCAUACAUUUCCUUAAAGAAUGAGUUGAGAGAAUUUGAUAAAAGAUCAAGGCAUUUUUACUCGGGUGAUCAUUUUAUUAAUUCUCGUAACUUAUCUGUUCACUGAUGUAUGGAUAUUGUUAGGAGAAAAUUCAAACCAUGUCCAUCCUUGUCAUCGCAUCCGUAGCAACAGACGAGAGAAAACAGUCUCAGUGCCUGAAUAUAGUCAUAAAUAACAAAACUGGGCCUUUAUUUUUGGCAUUUAAUUGAUGCGAAGACAAGUUUUAGCUGAUUAAAACGAUAGCAAGUAGCCUGACAUAGUCCCUUUAAACCUGAUGCUUUUUGGACGUUCUCGUUGCCUUCGCUGUCUUUUCAGGACCUUGAAGUCCCUAUUAUUAAGUCACGCACUGCUACUCCCUGCAGGAGAAAGAAGCUGCCCUGUACCAAGUCCUCUCUCUCUCUCGAUGAAAAUCAUUCUCGUCCACAGAGCCUCCUGUUCUCUUAGUCGGCGAGGUCUGAGCACGAGGACGAGGAGAUCCUCAGGCCUUUCAGGCCCUCGUGCUCAGGGAUCCUCAGGCCUCGCCGGCUAAGGGAACAGGAGGUUCUGGGGACAAAAAAGGAUGAAAGGAAGUGGGAAGCAACCUCGUUCCCAGGGUUCUCUCGUACCUGUCCCCCUCUCGCUCCGUAGAUACGGGUAGGACGGAACCCUGGGAACGAGGUUGGGCGGGAAGGAGAAAACGGGCGAGAUUUCGCCUGUCUUCUUUCUUCUGCUCCUUUGCGCGUUGUCACCAGUCACUCGCGUGUCACUCGCGUUUCGCGCUCGCGUCUCCUCAAAAAAACGAGGCGCCUUAGAAGGGGCAGAGAAAGAAGUGUUCCGAGCCUUUUUACUCGCGCUCACAACAUUUUUUUUUUCGUUUUCAGGAAAAUUUUUCUGGACCACUGAUUCUUCAUUACAGAGCAGUGUAUGUAAAAAGCUGA